AAAAAUAACACACAUAACUUUCCCUUUCCUUUCUCCUAUCACUCCCGUUAGCUCUCUGUCCCUCAUUCCUCUUCUUCCAUUUCUUUUUCCUUCCUUUCCCAAAUCAACCAAUUUUAUCACCAAAUCAAUCAUCCUUAAGAAUAAUUGAUCAUCUAAGUAAAGCAACUUCAUAUUCAAGCUCUAUUGGUAUAAAUUUGGGGGUUAGGGUUUGUGCUUUGAAGUAGAAGGAGAAUACCCAUAUUGUGAGAGUUGCUCAUUGAGACUCUUUGAGAUUCGGUGGAAAUUGCUCCGGUGGUCAUUCGGAAAGGCAUCACUAGGAAUUGAGUUCUUUCGUCAUAUAUGUGAAACAAUUUUGGGUUGUAAGGAUUCAUAGAUAUGUGAAUAGGGAUUAAUUUUGCUAUAUAUUUGGAACUAAAACUUCAUUUCAGUUUUUUUUUUUUUUUUCAAAUGCAUUCUUAUAGUUUUGGUUUGGUAAGUUAUAUGACAUUUAAUAGGUUGAAAAUGUGGCUUUGGUUCUCAAGAACUCCUAAUUUAAAUGGACUUCAUGGGGGCUUAAACAAGAUUCAAAUGAUUGAAGUUGCAGUACAAGGUCCUAUAAAAAGUCUGAUGCAAAUAUGGACUUGAUGACAUCUACAUGGAUUGAUUACUGGUUCCUAAAUCCUUCACUUUGCUCGGGCCGUUGCUCGCUUAGCUCAUCUCACUUGGCUGCUGCAAACAGAUAGAUGGAAGACAAUGAUAUUACAAGGGGCAGUGGAAGAGGUGCUGGUAUAAGCAUCAACAAAGUUAAGGGAAAUAAGGGAGGUAAGCAUAAAACUACUUUGUCGCAUUCUUCUAGAUUACAAGCACCUAGGCCUGCAGACACCCAACAAUCCCUAUCUACAAAGCAACCUACACAUCAUCCCAUAUCUCAAACACAUACUAACUUCCCACCUUUCCUCUCUACUUCAAGUCCACAAAUGUCUACUGUCCAUGCUCCCACUUCUCAAAUACCUACAAAUACCCAACAACCCCACUCUACAAUGAAACCUACACAUCAUCUUACAUCUAAAGCACCUUCAAAUAUCCAACAAUCGCUAUCUACAAAGCAGCCUACACAUCAUCUCAUAUCUCAAACACAUACAAACUUUCCACCUUUCCUCUCUACUUCAAGUCCACAAAUGUCUACUGUCCAUGCUCCCACUUCUCAAAUACCUACAAAUACCCAACAACCCCACUCUACAAUGAAACCUACACAUCAUCUUACAUCUAAAGCACCUUCAAAUAUCCAACAAUCGCUAUCUACAAAGCAGCCUACACAUCAUCUCAUAUCUCAAACACAUACAAAUUUCCCACCUUUCCUCUCUACUUCAAGUCCACAAAUGUCUACUGUCCAUGCUCCCACUUCUCAAAUACCUACAAAUACCCAACAACCCCACUCUACAAGGAAACCUACACAUCAUCUUACAUCUAACACACCUUCAAAUAUCCAACUUCCACAACCUACAAGGCAACUGAAACAUCAUCCCAUAUCUCAAACAUUUACAAAUUUCCCACCUUUGCUCUCUACUCCAAGUCCACAAAUGUCUACAAUUCAUACUCCCACCUCUCAAAUACCUACAAAUAUCCAAUCUCCCCACUCUACUCCUAGUCCACCACAUCUUUCUAAUACACAUAGACCAUAUGAUGUUGUAUCUGGUGGUGAUCCACAUGCAUCAUCAUCAUCAUGUGAUGAUUCGUAUCCGAUAGCUGGGAGUACAGAUCCUACUGAUAGGCGUAUAUGGAUCCGUCCGGGACCACAGUUAACGUUUGAGCCUGCUGUUAAGCCCCCACGUGACAUUACAAAGAUUAUAAAACGUUUGUUUCAAGGGACUUGGGCAACUUAUGGAGAGUUAAUGAAAAAAGACACGGCUCUUGCGGACUUGUGGUAUAACGAGUUUCAGAGGAUAUAUAAGUGGCUUCCUGAGCAUGAUCAAGACAUAAAGAAGACUUAUCAUCAUAAGGCAUCUGAUGGGUACCAAAAUACAAUGUAUCGGGUACGAAGAGGAAUUGACAAAGGCGAAUGGAUCCCUGCUCUAUUGCGUGAAAAAUUGGAACAAAAUUGGGAAGAUAGUAAAUGGAAGGACAAAGCAGCAGUUAAUAAGCGAAAUAGAAGAUCCUCUAAUGGUCCAUUGCACACUUGUGGGUCAAUUCCAACAAUUGAACAUUCUAAAAGAUUAAAAACUGACUCAAACAUGACUCCAAGUUGUUGGGAAGUGUAUCUAAAGACACACAAAAUGAAAGGUGAUCCAUCAAAGUGGGUAUCCUCCAAAUCUCAAAUGGUUGCGGAUGAAUAUGAAAGACGGAUUUUUGAAAGGAACUCACAACAAACAGAGGGGGAUGAUGUGUCUAAUGACCAUCAGUCAGACAACUUCAUCUUCUUGGACGUAGUUGGAGGAGUCGACAAGAAAGGACGUAUUUAUGGUUUGGGGACAGAGGCAGGAAAAUACAAGCCUUCUUCAUCCAGGUCAUCUGAUGGCAUCUCACCAUCUGAAUAUGAGCAUAUGAGGACUGCAAUAUCUAAAAUGUCAGCUGAAAACAUGGAACUCAAGGAGCGGUUAAAGACUAAUGAGGAAUUGAUUCGUGCAUUACAGGAGGAGUCACGUUUAGCUCGAGAGCAGGCACAACAGUCACAGGAGGAUUCACGAUUGCUCCGAGAGCAGUUCCAGAAAUUAAUGGAGUCUUUUACACAAGGCCAUUCGCAUCUACCUCCUUAUCAACCUCAUCGUUCGAGUUAGGAUUAACAUCUGUGUCCACCUACUUGAUUAUUUAUCAUAUUAUUUUGAAAAUUUAAUUAUAACUUUUAGUUUAAAGUAAAUGUUCUAAUACUAUUUAAUAAUUAUUUCAAUAUAUUUUGAUACAAAA
Messenger RNA from Medicago truncatula (barrel medic), 2880 nucleotides. RefSeq lists its product as uncharacterized. The transcript is spliced from 9 exons. The record is from RefSeq and is a predicted model, not a curated record. The coding region runs from base 723 to 2753 and encodes 676 amino acids. NCBI's taxonomy places the organism in Eukaryota, Viridiplantae, Streptophyta, Magnoliopsida, Fabales, Fabaceae.